Molecule: messenger RNA, 2158 nt
Organism: Myotis brandtii (Brandt's bat)
Lineage: Eukaryota; Metazoa; Chordata; Mammalia; Chiroptera; Vespertilionidae
Gene: PANK2
Product: pantothenate kinase 2
Exons: 6
Biological process (GO): coenzyme A biosynthetic process
Cellular component (GO): cytosol; nucleus
Molecular function (GO): ATP binding; pantothenate kinase activity
Source: RefSeq, a predicted model, not a curated record
AAAAGCUGUUCUGACUUUUUUUUUCUUUCCCACUUAGUUUUUCCAUGGUUUGGCUUGGAUAUUGGUGGAACCCUAGUCAAGCUGGUUUAUUUUGAACCCAAAGAUAUCACUGCUGAAGAAGAAGAGGAAGAAGUGGAAAGUCUUAAAAGCAUUCGGAAGUACCUGACCUCCAAUGUGGCUUAUGGGUCCACGGGUAUUCGGGAUGUGCACCUGGAGCUGAAGGACCUGACUCUGUGUGGACGCAAAGGCAAUCUGCACUUUAUACGCUUUCCCACUCAUGACAUGCCUGCUUUUAUUCAAAUGGGCAGAGAUAAAAACUUCUCAAGUCUCCACACUGUCUUUUGUGCCACUGGAGGUGGAGCGUACAAAUUUGAGCAGGAUUUUCUCACAAUAGGUGAGCUUCAGCUUUGCAAACUUGAUGAACUAGAUUGCUUAAUAAAAGGAAUUUUAUACAUUGAUUCAGUUGGAUUCAAUGGACGGUCACAGUGCUAUUACUUUGAAAACCCUGCUGAUUCUGAAAAAUGUCAGAAGUUACCGUUUGAUUUGAAAAAUCCAUACCCUCUGCUUCUGGUGAACAUUGGCUCUGGGGUUAGCAUCUUAGCAGUAUAUUCCAAAGAUAAUUACAAGCGCGUCACUGGUACCAGUCUUGGAGGAGGAACUUUUUUUGGUCUCUGCUGUCUGCUUACUGGCUGUACCACUUUUGAAGAAGCUCUUGAAAUGGCAUCUCGUGGAGAUAGCACCAAAGUGGAUAAACUAGUCCGGGACAUUUAUGGAGGGGACUAUGAGAGGUUUGGACUGCCAGGCUGGGCUGUGGCUUCAAGCUUUGGAAACAUGAUGAGCAAGGAGAAGCGAGAGGCUGUCAGUAAAGAGGACCUCGCCAGAGCAACUUUGAUCACCAUCACCAACAACAUUGGCUCGAUAGCAAGAAUGUGUGCCCUUAAUGAAAAUAUUAACCAGGUGGUAUUUGUUGGAAAUUUCUUGAGAAUUAAUACGAUCGCCAUGCGGCUUUUGGCAUAUGCUUUGGAUUAUUGGUCCAAGGGACAGUUGAAAGCACUUUUUUCGGAACACGAGGGUUAUUUUGGAGCCGUUGGAGCACUCCUUGAGCUGUUGAAGAUCCCCUGAUCAUUACCUGGGGAGGGGGUUCCUGGAACCUUCCACAAUGGGAUCUGUGAACUUUUGUUUUUUUAAGAGACUUACUUAAUUUUAUGAUUGUGUAUUACCUGAAUCAAAGCAAGAAAGGACAAGUGGAUUUUUCUAAGUCAUCAAGACAAACCCUUAAAAAUUCAGCCUAAACUAGUACCCAGUAAGGAAUGACAUAUAUGUAUAUGUGUAUAUAUAUAAAGUGGACCAUGUCCAUGGCAGUGAGGAUUGGCUAUAAUACCUGCUAUAUAUUUUUGAAACUCAGUGUCACUCACUGGAGCCACUUCAGGGGAGAGCUAUUCUGUGUUCAGCAUACUGUGUUUUGGGAUCCUGUUGAACUUGCUAAAUGUAAGGAAAGCUACUAUGUGUUAUAUAAUCUGAUCACAGUUUUGACAGUAUGGCCUUGGAGAUCAUCUCCUGUGCAUUAACUCCGGUGAGCAUUUAGCCUUUGUGUGAACAUAUUGAAAAAUGUUUUAUUUCAAGGUUCUGCAAACUUAAUUGGGCAGGUUAGUUCAAUACCUGUAACUUGGACAAUUCAGCAACUUUUAGAAGGACAAUUGCAGGUUACUUUAUACCAUAAAUCCUAGGAAGUUCUCUUUGGAAAGAUAAGAUUUCCUCCGUGAACAGAAUUACCUUGAGUAUUGGGCUGAUGGAAGUAAGCUACUACAAAAGACAUAAUCUGGAAAACUAAAACCAGACAAAAGGGACUGCUUUUUUUUCUUCCCCAGGGAACUGGGGAGAGAAUCUGGUUACACUUUUAGGCAAGUAGAAACCAAGGAAUUGAGGUGUCCAUUAACUUAUGGGGAGCAGGGUGAGGUUCUUCCCACCUUUCUCACCCACUCCUGGUCUUGGCACUUAGCAGCCCCAGGCGCAGCCCUGAUUUCUCUGGUAGGCUGGCUCAAAAGGCAGCUUGAGAGACAGGUUUUGAGCUGAGUAUUAAUAUAGAUUGACUUUGGACCUUUUCUUUCUGCUGUGCAGAAUAAUUUUUAAAAACCUUUCCCUUAGAGAUUGAACUAUG